AUGCCGCAGACGGACAUUUUCGAUGCCCUUGCUCUCUCUGGCGAGCCAGCCAUACCUAACAUUGCUGAUCUUGUGAACCCUAACCUUCCUAAAGUCACUGUAAACGAGGCUUGGGAGCUCCAGCUUCAAAAGUGGAACUAUCAAAUCGACUACCUCAAUAAUAUCCGAGAGUUCGAGGCGAAGGCUGGCCGCGAACUUGACGCUAUCAUCGCUCCAAUUACGCCCACGGCUGCCAUCCGCCAUAACCAGUUCAAGUACUAUGGCUACGCUACAGCUAUCAAUGUGCUUGACUUUACCAGUCUGGUUGUGCCUGUGACGUUUGCGGAUAAGAAUGUCGACGUUUUCCCUGUCGACUUCAAGCCGUUGACAAAAAUAGACUCUAUAGUACAAGCUGAAUAUGAUCCCGAUAUAUAUCAUGGGGCGCCGGUUGCUGUGCAAAUUAUUGGCCGACGGCUUACAGAGGAGAGGAUAAUGGCCAUCGCGGAGGAGGUUGACACCUUUUUCCAAUAUGUAGAAUUUCUUGACAAGAAGGAGUCUCAGGCAUUCUCACAACUGGCGAAGCACGACUACCCCACGUUCAACGCCAUUCGGGCCUCGAUCAUAUCACCGGAGGGAGAAAUGGCAUCCGCUCUCAGAGGCCUCGCAGACGAUAUCGAAGACCUCAGAGCCAUGGCCUUGGACGCGUGGCAUUGGCUUCCAUUACAAGGCUUGGUCGACUUUUGCUCCCGUCAGUGGUUCGGCCGCAUGUGGGUAGUCCAGGAGGCUUGCCUCCCGAAACGCCUCGUAUUCGUCUGCGGAAACAAGACGUGCGAUGCUUCCCUUCUCGAGCGCGCUUUGUUGUUCACCUUUCUUGCUGUAGCUCUCAAAGCAGCGACCUGGAACGAGGAUGACGUUGGACGCCACUAUCCUACAAUGGAUGAUAUGACAUACGCUCUCGCCCUUGUGCGUUUCGCCAACCGGCUCUUUGGUGUCCGUCGCACCAUUCACCGCGAGAGCGAUAGCCGCUUCUCUGUGCUCAGCCUCCUCGCCAAGUUCAACGUAGCAGACACAGUGAAUGCAUCCACAGCGGCGCGCGAUCUGCAAAAGUUUAGGGCCGGCGACGCGCGUGACUGCUAUUUUUCAAUUUUAGCGCUGCCGCGCCAAGAUGACCCCGUCUUGAAGACGGUCCGGGUCGACUACGCGUCGUCGGCGCAGUUGGUAUUUCGAGAUCUCGCGGGAUCGCUAGUUGAAGCAGGCCAGACUGAUUUGAUCCUAUUCUCUCAGAAUCAUGUGAAGAGACUUGACGGGCUGCCUUCUUGGGUGCCCGAUUGGACCUCAGAGCUGACAAAACCCCAUGGAUAUAUGAAUUCGGAGACGCCUCUGUUCUGCGCUGGAAUGGCGCAAGGCUCAGGCGCUAUUUGGGGUGGAUAUACUGAUACACAUGUUGAGGGAGGGGCCCUUUUCAUCCCAGGGCUAGACGCUGGGGCCGUCGAGAUGGUAGGAACCAACUAUUACGAGAUAUCGGCGAGCGAAACAGAAACUGCGCAAUCAUUAGACUUGUUCCUUUCAGACACGACUGCCUUUAGUAGCCUCGCAACUCAAAACAACAAACAUCUCACUGCUGGAUACAGCCAAGAAGAUCUCGCCGCUCUUUUAGCGUCAGGGGGCCGCGGUAUAUUGCCUAGACCUAGCCCUGGACCAAGUCAACACGUCGGAGCUACCAUGCAAGGACGGACAAUCGCUGGUGCAACGUACCAGGUGCUCCGACGACGAACAGCGCGCCACGUCCGAGCUAUCAGGCGAAUGGUUCUGUCUAAGCUCCAAGCGACCACUAGUCAAGAAUCUGGAAACGGUCCUUACAUGCCUGAAGCCCACCAAAGCCUAGAGCUAUCCCUUGAGGGAGCCAUCAGGGGUGAUGGGUGUGAGGCUCGAGAGGAUGGUGAAGGGAGCGCGGAAGAGACGGAGUCGACGCAGAUGCUUCGGUCAGAGGCCGAUGUGGAUGACGAAGAGGGCAUCGGCCCCGACCUGCAAGUGGAGGUGCGGUUGGCCGAAGGAGUUUAUGGUCUAGCUGUCGAUGGGCCUGAGGAUAUGCGGCGCGGUGAUCGCCUCGUGAUACUCAAGGGUGCCUCGGUUCCCAUGGUUCUUCGACGGCUUACGUUGGGAGGCGGUGAGAUGUGGGGCUACGUUGGGGAGGCUUACUGUUAUGGGUUCAUCAUCAGCUUUCUGACCACAGGAGCUGGUAUACAACGGCUUAAGCUGAUCAACGUUCGCAUGAGGUGGCGAUUUGCUUAA
Parascedosporium putredinis is the source of this 2271-nucleotide messenger RNA. The record is from the annotation of a GenBank genome assembly. NCBI's taxonomy places the organism in Eukaryota, Fungi, Ascomycota, Sordariomycetes, Microascales, Microascaceae.